Eublepharis macularius is the source of this 1712-nucleotide messenger RNA. RefSeq names its product vacuolar protein sorting 4 homolog A (gene VPS4A). The transcript has 11 exons. Gene Ontology annotation, biological process: endosomal transport; vacuole organization. Lineage: Eukaryota; Metazoa; Chordata; Lepidosauria; Squamata; Eublepharidae. The record is from RefSeq and is a predicted model, not a curated record. Gene Ontology annotation, molecular function: ATP binding; ATP hydrolysis activity. The coding region runs from base 126 to 1439 and encodes 437 amino acids.
CGGGCGAGGCGAGCGAGCGAGGGAGGCCCAGCGGCGCGGCUCCGUCCGCCUCCGCCGCCCCUCGCCUCAGCAGCAGCAGCAGCAGCAGCAGCAGCCCGGCUGGCCGGCCGGCGGGAGGAGAUGCGAUGACAACGUCGGCCCUGCAGAAAGCCAUUGACUUGGUGACGAAGGCUACAGAAGAAGACAAGGCAAAGAACUACGAAGAGGCCCUGCGGCUGUACCAGCAUGCGGUGGAGUACUUUUUGCACGCCAUCAAGUACGAUGCUCACAGUGACAAGGCCAAGGAGAGUAUCAGAGCCAAAUGUGCACAGUAUCUGGACCGGGCCGAGAAGCUGAAGGACUACUUGCGGAACAAGGAGAAGCAGAGCAAGAAGCCUGUCAAAGAAGCCCAGAAUGACAGCAAAGGGAGCGACAGUGACAGCGAGGGAGACAAUCCCGAGAAGAAGAAAUUUCAAGAGCAACUGAUGGGAGCUAUUGUAAUGGAGAAACCCAACGUGCGAUGGAGUGAUGUGGCUGGGCUAGAAGGGGCUAAGGAGGCCCUGAAAGAAGCGGUCAUUUUGCCCAUCAAGUUUCCUCACUUGUUUACAGGUAAGCGCACCCCGUGGCGAGGAAUCCUCCUUUUCGGCCCUCCUGGUACUGGGAAGUCCUACUUGGCCAAGGCUGUAGCUACUGAAGCCAGCAACUCCACCUUUUUCUCCAUCUCCUCCUCAGACUUGGUGUCCAAGUGGCUGGGGGAGAGCGAAAAGCUGGUGAAGAACUUAUUUGAGCUGGCCAGGCAACAUAAACCUUCCAUCAUCUUCAUAGAUGAAGUGGAUUCUUUGUGUGGUUCCCGCAAUGAGAACGAAAGCGAAGCUGCCCGCAGGAUCAAGACGGAAUUUCUUGUGCAGAUGCAGGGUGUGGGGAAUAACAACGAUGGCAUCUUGGUCUUGGGCGCCACCAACAUUCCCUGGGUGCUGGACGCUGCUAUUCGCCGAAGGUUUGAGAAACGCAUUUACAUCCCCCUACCUGAGGAGCCAGCCCGGGCGCAGAUGUUUAAGCUCCACUUGGGGAACACCCCCCACAGCCUUACAGAAUCCAACAUCCACGAACUGGCCCGGAAGACAGAUGGCUACUCGGGUGCCGACAUCAGCAUCAUUGUGCGUGACGCCCUCAUGCAGCCAGUCCGUAAGGUGCAGUCAGCCACGCACUUCAAGAAGGUUUCUGGGCCAUCCCGCACCACUCCUGGUAUCACUGUGGAUGACCUGCUGACCCCGUGUUCCCCUGGAGAUCCUGGUGCUAUUGAAAUGACAUGGAUGGAGGUGCCUAGUGAUAAACUUCUGGAGCCCGUCGUCUGCAUGUCAGACAUGCUGCGUUCUCUGGCCACGACUCGUCCCACCGUUAAUGCAGAGGAUCUCCUGAAGGUGAAGAAAUUCACAGAAGACUUUGGCCAAGAGGGCUGAAGCUUUUUCCAGGGGCAGCAGUCAGGAGGUUGGCGCCAACCUGGUGCGUAGAACGCCUUUUCUGCCGACGGAGGGCGUUGCCAAGCAGAGGAGUGCGCCCUGCUUAGUACUGCACCUGUCUGCACUUUGGGCACCUGUUCAGCUGUGAAGAGGAGGGAGGCGACGUGUGGCGGCUCUUCCCUCUGGGCACCCCCGUUUUCUCUCUUGCUCAGUCUUUUUUUUAAUUUAUGCUGCCUGGUUCUGUUCAUGUAAGUAAAAACAAUCCCAAAGCUC